AUGGAAACCUGGUCAGUUGGUCAGGUCUGCAGUUGGUUGGUGGAGAAAAACUUAGGAGAGCUAGUUCAUAGGUUUCAAGAGGAAGAAGUAAGUGGGGCCGCUCUUCUAGCUCUUAAUGAUCGGAUGGUUCAGCAACUGGUGAAGAAAAUUGGGCACCAGGCUGUUCUGAUGGAUUUAAUUAAAAAAUAUAAGCAGAAGAGUCAAAGACUGGAGCCCCUUGGGAGCCCUAGAGAAACAGCCCCCCUCGCUCAAGCAGGAGCAGCCCCUGAGGAUGAACAAUUCCCUAGUCCAGCCAACUGUGGGCAGCAGACACCAUCUUUCUAUGCAGCUGAAAACCUUGAAAAUGGACUAAUCGACCAAAGAGUACUGAAACAGAGCAGAAGGAAUGUGAAACAUGUUCUAGCAAGAACAAAAGCAUUGCAAUGGACUAAGUCCUAUGUUUUACCAGAGUUUCCCUAUGAUGUCAAAUGCAUGUUAGCAGAACAGAAGUGUCCCGAUCACAGCAUGAGGAUAAGGAUCAUUGAGUUUCUCCAGGCCGACAUGACUAAGUAUCUGGAAGGCUCACUGUAUCCCAGCACCCAGCAGUACAAUGAUGUGGUCAAUGCCUUGCUGCAGACCCACCCUUUCCUGGACGAGGACGGUUGUGGCUUCUUUUUAUGGAAACGAGCUCUCAAAGAUCGCUUUAAAUAUGUUCGGAGACCCAUAGAAGAUGACGAACAAGUGAUGAGAAAUAAGUGUAAAUUUGGACACCGGAGAGGCCAGACGAAGAAAUCUCUUACCAAUAUAAGCUUUGAUGAAGUUAAAAUUGUCCAGAUAAAAGAAGAAACUGUUUGCUUAGAUUCUGAGACAGAUGAACAUAUUAACUGGUUCCAGCAAGAAUAUAUGAAAACAGAAAAGAACUGGAAAGAAAUUGAUAAGAGGAUGAGUCAGACUUUGGAAAUAAGAAGAAAGUUGAUUGGCAGCAGAACACCUCUGAAGGACGUUCUUAAAAUGUUUCCUUUCCUGAAGUGCCCUUAUCAGAUGUUCAGAGAAUUCCAGCUUCUUACGAGAACAGAUAUUUAUAAGAAAAUAAAGCACAUUUUGGAAACCUAUUCAGAAAAUAUACUGACUUCUUUUUCAGUGAUGGACAAUCCAAUCAAUAUUGCAUUGCAAGAAAAAAUGAAACAGCACACAGAUGAAGAAAUGUUGAAACAUCUGAAGAUGACAGCCACAUGUUUGCUUCUACCAGAUGUUUUUGGGGAUGAUCCCAGCCUUUUUGUCAUUGUGAAUGAGAAGGUGCAAGUUUCCACACCCGUGUUAGAAGUCAAGAACCCUUUCAAUGUCGAUGUCUGCGAAUUUUCUUUGUAUUUAGAAAAAGAGAAGCUCACAAAGGUAGACGACUGUAUUACGGCCUUGGCUGUUCUCAUUGCUGCCUUCCAUGUAUUUGGAGUUGAGUGUCCAAGAAGACUGUCCCAAACCCUCAACUUCCUAGAGACGCUGAUUUUUGAUAUGCACAGUCCGUGUUUUCCUUCUAUGAAAGAAAAGGAAAAGGAAGUAGGAUUUCAACACCCAGUUGCUUAA
Messenger RNA from Enhydra lutris kenyoni (northern sea otter), 1560 nucleotides. RefSeq names its product sterile alpha motif domain containing 3. Gene Ontology annotation, molecular function: protein binding. Lineage: Eukaryota; Metazoa; Chordata; Mammalia; Carnivora; Mustelidae. The transcript has 10 exons. The record is from RefSeq and is a predicted model, not a curated record. Bases 1 to 1560 code for a protein of 519 amino acids.